Molecule: messenger RNA, 3076 nt
Organism: Apus apus (common swift)
Lineage: Eukaryota; Metazoa; Chordata; Aves; Apodiformes; Apodidae
Gene: GOLM2
Product: golgi membrane protein 2
Exons: 10
Coding region: 153-1463 (436 amino acids)
Source: RefSeq, a predicted model, not a curated record
GGGCGGGAGCGGCUCCGGGCCCGCCACGGCAGCGCCGCAGCCCGGCCCCGCAGCCCGGCCCCGCAGCCGUGCUCUGCCCGCCCCUGCUGCUUCCCUCUCCGGUGCGGGCGGAGGCGGCGAGCGGGUGCAGCCCCCGCCCGGCGGCCUCCCCCAUGGUGGGCUUCGGGGCCAACCGGAGGGGCGGGCGGCUGCCUUCCCUGGCGCUGGUGGCGCUGCUGGUGCUGGUCGCCGUCCUCGCCUUCAACUGCUGGAGCGCCUCGUCCCGCCAGGCCCUGCUGCGGGAGGAGCUGGCCGAGCUGCAGAGCCAGGCCAAGCGCACCGAGGUGGCCCGGGGCCGCCUGGAGAGGAGGAACUCGGACCUGAUGGGCAAGGUGGACUCCCACAGGAAGCAGCUGGAGCAGAAGGAGGCGGACUACAGCCAGCUGAGCAGCCAGCUGCAGGCCAGGGACGGCCAGGUGAAGAAGUGCGAGGACAGCAAGAUCAAGCUGCAGAACAACGUUUCCUAUCAGAUGGCAGACAUAAAUCGGUUAAAGGAACAACUAGCAGAAUUACGCCAGGAGUUCAUUCGCCAGGAAGAUCAGCUUCAUGAGUACAAGAAGAACAAUACCUACCUGACCAGGAGACUGGAGUAUGACAGUCUGCAGUGUGGGCAGCAGAUCAAGGAGAUGAGACUGCAACAUGAGGAAAAUAUCAAGAAAUUGAUGGACCAAGUUGCACGGGAGCAAAAGGCCACACAAAAAGUUCAGUCCAGUAAAGACACUGAAAUGGGUCCCAAUAGUGAUGACCAGGCAAUACCUAAGACUGUUCCAGAGGCAGAAGAGAAGAACACAGCACAGAGUGAGCAACCUUCAGAUCAUGCUGUAAAUGGCAAAGAGAAAAUCAAACCAGGAGGAGAUGCAGGCAUGCCUGAAAUAGAAGAUAAUGACCCUGCUAAAGCUGAAGAUACUCCCACUGCUUUAAAGAAGCCACUUAUUUCAGCUCCUAAGAGUGAAGCUCAUCACCCUGUUGUCCAUCUCCCGACUGAACAGCCCCAUGCUCCAAAUCUGGCACCAGGUUUGCACAGUGACAAUGAUGGAAAUGCUGAGAUUGUGAAGCAGAUUCCUCCCAAUUCUCUCCAGCACUUAACUUUUGAAGAAAAUAUGGAAAAUCAGAAAGAACACAAAAUUGAGACAGACAUAAAAAUUCCAAAGAGCAGAGUUGGUGAUUUGCAGAAGAUGAAGCAAAGCCGGUUCUUUGAUGAGAAUGAAUCCCCUGUUGAUCCGCAGCAGGGCUCUAAACUGGCAGAUUAUAAUGGGGAUGAUGGUAACGUGGGUGAGUAUGAGGCAGACAAACAGGCUGAGCUGGCUUACAAUGAGGAAGAGGAUGGUGAUGGUGGAGAAGAAGACGUCCAAGAUGAUGAAGAAAGAGACCUACAAAAUGACCUUGACUAUGGCAAGCCACGCUUCAGUGAUGGUGUCCUGUAAGGCUGGGAUGAAGCAGGAAAUACGGACGAAACGAGAUCGCCACCGAGGAACUUCAAGUGCUGCAAAACGGAACCAUUUUUACUUCAGUCUUCCUUACUUUAAAGGAAGCUGGUAAUUAAAAGAGAUGAGUGUGCUCAGAGUCAGCGAAGUAGCAGAAGGAACCGGCUCUGUACAGAUGUACAUAGUUGUACUAUUGCAAACUGUAUGAAAACGACAGUUCUCUUGUUCCAUUGAGCCAAUUACUUAGACUGUACCUUACCUGUAAUAAUCUUUACAUUGAAAACCCGUAUUAUAAAUACAGGCCGAGUUGUUUCUCUCACCAGAAACCUUUGUAAACUGGACAACUUGUACAGUUUGUACCUCAUGUCACAAAGACACUGUGGAAACAAUGUUCAGCCAAAGGACUCCUUUUCUACAGUAACACCUGUGUGAGCAAGGAUGCUCCUGCUUUCCUCCUGAGUGCUGUGAUUUUGUAAUCUGCAGGUGAGCCACCAGCUGAGAAUGGAAACAGAAUGUUUAAAAAAUUGCUCCUUCCUGAAUGUAGCAGAGGAAAGGCCAUGACAGUCUUUGGAAGUAAGCUCCAGUUCCAUUCUUGUAGCCAGUGACCAAAUCUUGUAGCGAGAGCUGGAAAUCAGUGAUAUCAGGAUUUAAUCAUUUGGUACAUCCUGAGAAAGUUGUGUAACUAACAGCUGAUUUUAAAAGGUAAUUAAAUAAUUCAGCAGAGCUUGUAGGAAACCUUUGUUGUGUGUGUUACAGAGAGCAACUGUGUUAGUGGACAGGGCUGCAUCAGCUUCUUGGGAACCCCAAUGGGAGGAACAAUCCCAGCUGUGGGUGAAUCUCUUCCCUGCUCUGUCUCCAGAACAUCCCUCCUAGGUCACAGCCACGCCAGCUAAUUCACCAUUCCACACUUUGAUACAGGUCUCAACUUCUGCCACGUUCCAAGGUUUGAUUUUCUAGAUCAGAAGGUUUGUACAUGAGAUACCUUUUGCAUCCUGUGUUUCAGCACUUUCUGAAUCUUACGGCAAUGGUUCUGUUGAUCCACAGUAGUGGAAAUGAAGGUGAUUAACCCAGCCUGCUCCUCCAAAAGGGCUACUGUGAAAUGAAAUUCUAGGGCCUAGGAUGUGGGUGAUUGUACUUUAUCUCUGUACUCAGGUUCCAGAUGAACAGUCAAGGAUUGCUCGAUGCCACUUCAGUGAACCUGUUACACCAAUUGCAAUGUCAUACUUCUUUUCUUUUUGCUACAGGUUCUUCUACCAAUCAGUCUGAAAUAAUACAAGAAAUAAACAUUGCAGAUUCUGGUGAUGCAUCUCAAGGGUUGUUUUUGUUUGUUUGUUUAAGGCUUGAGCUCCUCAUUCCAUAUUGCUGGGAGGCAGACAAGGGAAUAGUCUUUGCAUGGUGUGAUGUACUUGCAGUUGAAAACUUGCUCAGAAUGAGACCCCCACCCCAGAGCUGGGACAGGCUUGUGCCAGGACUCUGAGAGCAGCCUCAGUAAAUACUGUAUUUAAGCAAUUUUUGGUCUUAAAAUGUAAUUUCACCCUGAAUUAGGCGUUAGUUUGAUUCUUCUAAUGAAAGCAACGUUUAUGGGUUCUAAUAAAUUAAAUUGUUUAAAGUAA